AUGACGCCGGACAGCAAGGUGGGUCAGCAGUACGGCGACGUACGACAUGCGAUCAACGUGUCUGCACUGAAUGCGUACCUGGAAGCCAACGUCGGUGCGAUUGCAACGCCUGUAACGGUCAAGCAGUUCAGCUUUGGCCAAUCCAACCCGACGUACAUCCUGUUCGAUUCCAAGCAGACAAAGUAUGUUCUACGCAAGAAACCGCCGGGAUCUCUGCUCUCAUCGACCGCACAUGCGGUCGAGCGCGAGUAUCGCAUUCUGAAAGCUCUGUACGAGUACACGGCUGCACUGCCUGCAAACUCCGCCGAUCGCGUUCCGGUGCCCAGGGUGUUUUGCCUCUGCGAGGACCAAGAGAUCGUCGGAACCGCAUUCUACGUCAUGGAGUUCAUCGAUGGUCGCAUCUUUGAAGACUACCGCUUUCUCCAACUCGCCAACAAGGACGAGAGACGCAAAUGCUGGAUGAGUGCCAUCGACACGCUCGCCGCUCUGCACAGGGUCAAGCCCGCAGAUGUGGGCCUCGCCGAUUACGGCAAGCCCAACGGCUUCUACACUCGACAGAUGAAGUCGCUCGCAAAGGUGAGUGCGAUUCAGGCCGAGGUUCAAGACCAGGCCGGGGUCAAGGUGGGUGGUUUACCUCGCGGUCAAGAGUUCCUUGGCUGGUUCGAGCACAACAUGCCUGCUGACGAAACCGGGAUCGUACACGGAGACUACAAGAUCGACAACCUCAUCUUUCACCCCACCGAACCGCGCGUGAUUGGCAUCUUGGACUGGGAGCUUUCCACGCUCGGCCAUCCGCUGAGCGACCUAGCCAACCUGCUGCAGCCGUACUCGAUCCCCUGCACCAGUCCCGAGUCCAUCAACGACGUGCACAUCUGGGAGUCUGAGCGUCAACAAGGCUCGCUCCUCCUUGCACUCGGCGGUCUCACAGCCGACCAAUCACCUGUCCCGCUCGAAUCUCACCUGAUCCAACGUUACUGCCACGCAACUGGCCGUCGCUAUCCGAUCCAAAAGUGGACAGCCGCCAAGGCGUGGGCUUGGUUCAGACUAGCCGUCAUCGCACAGGGUAUCGCAGCCAGAAACGCCCAGGGCCAAGCCAGCAGCGCCCAGGCCAAAGUCUACGGCAGCAAGUUCCCCCUCUGCGCCCAGAUCUGCUUUCUCGUCAUCCAAGCCGAUCAGCACAGCCACACAAACUCCAAGCUCUAA
This is a messenger RNA of Mycosarcoma maydis (corn smut), 1203 nucleotides long. RefSeq lists its product as uncharacterized. The record is from RefSeq and is a predicted model, not a curated record. The coding region runs from base 1 to 1203 and encodes 400 amino acids. Lineage: Eukaryota; Fungi; Basidiomycota; Ustilaginomycetes; Ustilaginales. The transcript has a single exon.